AUGUUGUCAAUGUUGAGAGGGGAGGCUUUGCGCUAUGCUCAGAUCUUCCUGAUCGUAGCUCCCUCCUUCAUUAGCUUUGGCUACAACCAGUCGGGCAUGGGAGGAGUGGUCGAUUUCCCCUCUUGGGUCAGGCAAUUCCCCCAGCUUGACACCAUCGAUACGACCGGUACCCAAAAAAGCAACAACUCUACCAUCCAGGGCACUGUGGUGGCUAGCCUGAUGCUCGGAGCUUGCGCAGGAUCUCUUACCUGUAUGUGGCUUGGAGAAAUCCUCGGCCGUCGGAAGACUAUUUUCUCAGGAGCAUGCCUGGGACUAAUUGGACAGAUUCUGGAAUGCACAUCUUAUUCCCUGCCGCAGCUGGUCGUGGGGCGCGUUUUAGUAGGAGCAGGAGCCGGCGUCCUAAGCGCCACUGUCCCCGUGUGGCAGUCCGAGUGUUCAACGGCUGAGAGACGAGGUCGGAACGUGGUGUUGACUGGCGCGUUUAUUGCUCUUGGAUAUACUCUAGCACAAUGGUCCAACUUUGGUUUAUGGCACGUUGAGGACGAACAAGCCUCAUGGCGAGGAUCGUUGGCAAUAGGAGCACUAUUCUGGAUGGUGAUCAUGGCUAGCAUCUUUUGCCUCCCCGAGUCUCCUUACUGGUUGCUACGCAAAAACCAGAGCGAGUUGGCCCAGCAGACACUGGCUGCCCUAAGGGCAAAAGAUGUAUCCUCACCAGAGGUCAGGCUUGAGAUGCUCAUGAUCGAGUCUGCGAUUGAACAGACCGCUGGUAAAUCGCUGGCACUAUCCGAUGUUUUUCGGAUGGGUGAAGACAAAUUCUUAUAUCGCUUUCUUCUCUGCAUCGGCCUGCAGUUUAUGCAGCAAAUGAGUGGCGGCACUUUGAUCUCAAUAUACAUCCCCAUCAUUUUCCAAACAGACCUGGGCCUCCCCGCCAGCACCGCUAAGAUCCUUGCAGCUUGCGCCAUGACCUGGAAAUUUAUCGCCUGCGCUCUGUCUUUUAUCAUCAUUGAUAGGCUGGGACGCCGGGCUGCCUUUAUAAUUAGCGGCGGCGGCAUGUCGGCCUGCAUGAUUGCUCUCACUGUGUCGAAUUCGCCUUCGUUCGCCGGUGAACACGCCGCGUCGAUUGUGUCGGCUUUAUUCAUCUUUCUAUAUACCACUUUCUUGCCUGUGGGCUUUUUGGGACCGAUUUUCCUCUACCCUUCCGAGGUUGCUCCUGCUCAGCUCCGGGUUGCGAUGCAGGCUUUUGCCAUCGCUAAUCAAUGGCUUUGGAUGUUCAUUGUAGCCAUGAUUACGCCGACCGCCUUGGAUACCAUCGGGUACCGUUACUAUAUUGUUUAUGCGGUCAUUGGAGGCAUGAUCCCCCCCACGAUCUAUUUCUUUUACCCCGAAACGAAAAAUCGCAGCCUGGAGGAUAUCGACAGGCUCUUCCGCGAAGCGCCGUCCGUCCUGUCGGUGGUUUCUCGGUCGAAAAUGAGCAUUACUCCGACGUUCAUGCUAGACGAUAUGGACAAGGCGACUACCCAGGAGAUAGAAUGA
Messenger RNA from Talaromyces atroroseus, 1533 nucleotides. RefSeq lists its product as hypothetical. Gene Ontology annotation, cellular component: membrane. Gene Ontology annotation, molecular function: carbohydrate:proton symporter activity. Bases 1 to 1533 code for a protein of 510 amino acids. The record is from RefSeq and is a predicted model, not a curated record. Gene Ontology annotation, biological process: transmembrane transport; carbohydrate transport. NCBI's taxonomy places the organism in Eukaryota, Fungi, Ascomycota, Eurotiomycetes, Eurotiales, Trichocomaceae. The transcript has 2 exons.